Seminavis robusta is the source of this 720-nucleotide messenger RNA. The record is from the annotation of a GenBank genome assembly. NCBI's taxonomy places the organism in Eukaryota, Bacillariophyta, Bacillariophyceae, Naviculales, Naviculaceae.
AUGAAGUCCCUCAAUCUACCUAGUGUCCUUGCUGGGUCGUUGGCGGCAGUAGCAGCUCUCCCUCCAGUAUCAAUCGAUGCAUUUAUUGUUCCCAAAACAACAUCAGUGUGCUUGCCACAGACUGCAAUUUCCCGAGUGCAUAGACCAUGGAUACUUCCAGCUACAAACGAUGGAACAAAUGAUGACGACGAUGACGGCGUUUCUCGAGAUACGACCGAGUCUAUCACAUCGUCACUUCGUCCUUCCAACGAUAUUGGUGCCACCAAUGACUCUAUACAAUCUUCCUCUGUCGCUACCAUGAUGAGUCAAGAAAACAAACGUAUCUUGAUUGAAGAAUUGGGGUAUCGGCGGAAGGACGCAGAACGACUUCGAUUGGAAUUGGUGUCCUCCAUUGUCGAGAAGCGGCUAAAAUGCCCAACAGAAGGUAUUCCAGAAGAGUGGUGCCGAUCAGAACAAGAACUCACCCGAGAGUCUCGAAUGAUGCAACGGCUCGAACAAGAGUCUCAAUAUCCCCUCAAGUUGCCAUUGAUUGGAAUUAGCCUCAUUCUGUUUGGCAAAGGCUUUGGUGAUGCUUUGAUUACCAUUAUCAAAGUCAACAUGGACUUUCCUGGGGCGUCUCUGGCCGAACAAUUCUUGGGUGUGCCAGUGUUAGGGAUUGAUAUGCUUUGCGUUGUACUAGGAGGGGCCUUGGGUUGGUGGACCUGGAAGACGAUGAAAUAA